AUGGCCUUUCCUCUUCAUGAAUCAAAGCUCCCCAUAUUGGCAUUUGCUAUGCUGGUUUUCAUCUCCAUCCUCAGCAGAAGCUUGCAUGCAAGUGACCCUCCUUUAACAUUAGACUACUAUGCUUCUACAUGCCCCAAUGUGUUGGAGAUUGUCAAGAAAGAAAUGGAAUGUGAAGUUCUUUCCGAUCCACGUAAUGCAGCUUUGAUAGUGAGAUUACAUUUCCAUGACUGCUUUGUUCAGGGAUGUGAUGGUUCAAACAAGAUCGAAUCCGAGUGCCCCGGAAUAGUCUCUUGUGCCGAUCUACUGACCAUCGCUGCAAGAGAUGCAGUCAUUCUGGUUGGGGGACCCUAUUGGGAUGUUCCUCUGGGAAGGAAAGAUUCUAAAACUGCAAGCUUCGAGCUAGCGGCAUCAAAUCUUCCAACAGCAGAUGAGGGUCUACUACCUAUCAUUUCGAAAUUUCUUUAUCAAGGCCUUUCAGUUACUGAUUUAGUAGCUCUUUCAGGGGCGCACACUAUUGGCAUGGCACGUUGUGAAAAUUUUCGGGCAAGGAUUUACGGGGACUUCAAAACAACUUCGGAAAGAAGUCCAAUGUCUGAGACACAUCUCAAAAACUUGAAAUCUAUGUGCCCAGCUGCUGGAGGAGCUGGGGACAAUAACGUAUCAGCAAUGGACUAUAUCACGCCUAAUCUUUUUGACAACUCUUUCUAUCAGCUACUAUUGAAAGGAGAUGGACUGCUAAACUCAGACCAAGAACUGUACUCAAGCUUGCUUGGAGUCAAUACAAAGAAUCUUGUGAUAAAGUAUGCUCACGACCCACUUGCUUUCUUCCAGCAAUUCUCAGAUUCUAUGGUGAAAAUGGGAAAUAUUACGAAUCCUGAUAGCUUUGUCAAUGGGGAAGUUAGGACAAACUGCAGAUUUGUGAACACAUGA
Messenger RNA from Dovyalis caffra, 930 nucleotides. NCBI's taxonomy places the organism in Eukaryota, Viridiplantae, Streptophyta, Magnoliopsida, Malpighiales, Salicaceae. The record is from the annotation of a GenBank genome assembly.